UUCUGGAAAGGAAGUAAUGACCUAUAUUGACCCGGAAGUGGACGCCAAAUCUGAACGAUUCCAUCAGAGGAGUAAAGAUGGCGGACAACGGCGGCGCAGAUCCUGUUAAUAACAACAAUAAUACAACUGUUGCUUUGGAGGGAACUAUUAUCAAGGUCACAGUCAAAACCCCAAAAGAUAAGGAGGAAAUCGCCAUCUCGGAAGAUGCCUCUGUCACUCAGUUUAAAGAGGAAAUCUCACGGAGGUUCAAAGCCAAGCAGGAUCAGUUGGUUCUGAUCUUUGCAGGGAAGAUACUGAAGGACGGGGACUCUCUCAACCAGCACGGAAUAAAGGACGGCCUGACAGUCCAUCUGGUCAUAAAGACAGCACACAAGGCAGGAGAUGGCGCUAGUUCCUCCACCUCUUCCUCCGGCACCACCCAGGAGGGCAGCAGUAGUGGCAGCUCCUCUGGCCCCAGUUCUGCAGCCCACCCCUCCACCGUAGGGUCCACUGGAGGCCCUGCCUCGGCACCCCCACAGACCCCCAACAUACUGACCGGGUUCGGUGGCCUGUCCAGCCUGAGCAGCAUGGGCAUGGGCUCAGCUAACUUCAUGGAGCUGCAGCAGCAGAUGCAGAGCCAGCUGAUGUCCAACCCGGAGAUGCUGUCCCAGAUCAUGGAAAACCCCCUGGUGCAGAACAUGAUGUCCAACCCAGACCUGAUGAGGCAGAUGAUCGUGGCCAACCCCCAGAUGCAGCAGCUGAUGGAGCGCAACCCAGAGAUCUCCCACAUGCUCAACAACCCCGAGCUUAUGAGACAGACCAUGGAGCUGGCCAGGAACCCUGCCAUGAUGCAGGAAAUGAUGCGUAACCAGGACCGGGCGCUUAGCAACCUGGAGAGCAUCCCCGGAGGCUACAAUGCCCUGCGCAGGAUGUACACAGACAUCCAGGAACCCAUGUUCAGUGCCGCACGAGACCAGUUUGGAAACAACCCUUUCUCAGCCCUGGGGGGCAACUCUGACGGGGGGGUGCAGCCCUCGAGGACAGAGAACCGGGAGCCCCUGCCCAACCCCUGGGGCUCCACCAACCCCUCUGAGGGUGGAGGGGGCACGGGCACCACAGGCACCUCUACCACCGGCAGCACCACCCCCAGUGUGUCCAACCCUCUUGGUGUCAACUCUGCCAGUCUGGGCAACGGCAUGUUCAGCAGUCCAGGCAUGCAGAGUCUGAUGCAGCAGAUCUCGGAGAACCCCCAGCUGAUGCAGAACAUGCUGUCUGCUCCCUACAUGCGCAGUAUCAUGCAGUCUCUGGCCCAGAACCCAGACAUGGCCUCCCAGGUGUUGAUGAAUAACCCCCUGUUUGCUGGAAACCCCCAGCUACAGGAACAGUUCAGGAGCCAGCUGCCCGUCUUCCUGCAGCAGAUGCAGAACCCAGAGGCUCUUUCUGUGAUGACCAACCCCCGGGCCAUGCAGGCUCUCCUCCAGAUACAACAGGGCCUACAGACACUGCAGACAGAGGCACCGGGACUGAUGCCCAGUUUGGCACCAGGUGGGCUGCCAGGUGGUCUCCCUGGAGGUCUACCAGGGGGACUAGUAGGCGGAUUACCAGGUGGAAUACCCACAACUCCCCUGUCCACGGGAGGGGGUGUGCCUCCAGAGAACCCCGCCUCUUCGCCGAGUGCCGGGGAAAACCCCGCCCAGCAACUGAUGAUGCAGCAGAUGCUCCAAAUGUUUGCAGGAGGGAAUUCCUCGAGCCAGAGCCCGGAGGUGCAGUUCCAGCAGCAGCUGGAGCAGCUGAGCGCUAUGGGCUUCAUCAACCGAGAGGCCAACCUGCAGGCUCUCAUCGCUACCGGAGGAGAUGUCAACGCUGCCAUCGAGAGACUGCUGGGCUCACAGCCCUCAUAAAGACACACUCACUCACGAUGCAUACAUCGAUACAGACACAUGCAUACAUACCCACUAUCCACCUCCGCAGCAAGGGGAAAACGCACAUGCAAAUACAUUGUCUGCAGAGAACCAAGAGAAAUGAAAUAAACCAUCCCAAACCAACACAGACGAGACCCGGUCAGGAUAUGUACCAUUCUAAACGUCCACUGCAGCCUCCUGUCAGAUCAUUCCCUAACCAUGGCUCCCCUAUCCCCCGGUUUUAGCCACAUCCAUAGAGCUUUGCUCAGCAAGACCAGACUGACCAGACCAGACCAUUUCCUCAACAGAGGGGUGCCCGGUGAAGGGAGGAGGGUGAGCGAGAAGGCACAGAUGUGCCUCCCUCUAAACCCUCUCCUAAACAGAAAUGCUUUACCCUACCAGAUUCACUAAUCCCUCUUCCGCUUUAAUAAAGCUGAAGGGUUUAUUCAAUGGGGUGGAGUGUUUGUAGUGCGGCAGAUAGAAAUGCCUUGCAUAGAGCUUUUUAUGACGCUUCUUAGCACAUUCCAGGGAUUUGGUUCCUGUCUAUAUGUUGCAUUUCUAGCUGCAAUGUGUUUGUAACCUUCCACCCUUUUGACUGAGCAUCUGAUCUGCAGGGUAAGGUAUAUGAAGAGCAGAGAAGGAGAAAACCACAAAACAGAGCUUUGUCAAUCUCACGGAUAUCAGUCGAGCCUGCCCGAAACCCUUUCUAUUUAUUGCUAAAAGAAAAGAUCCCCCACACUUCCCUAAAAUAAAAAAUCAUUCCAGAUAGGAUAUCUCUAUCUCCACUCAGCCGUGAGUUGUUCCCUGAAGGCAGGAUUGCUGUGCCUUUUUGUCUUCAACAAACCAUUUAACACCAACCACUCUUAUCAAAUGGAUCGAUUUGAUCAAACCCAGGCUAGUCAAAUCAAAUGAGUCUGCCGUUGAUGGUCUAGAUUGACUUCACACACAGGCGUGUCACAAGAUUGAGACCUUUGGUAAGAUUGAGAAAUGUCAUGAUAAUCGUUAAUAAAAAAGACAGAAAGGUGUUGUUCUGUGGAAGAAGACACAAAGACAAGACGGACAGAUUUCCUUUUCAUUUUAAUCUGAUUCAUUAUGUAUUUUAAUUUGACGUGUAAGUAGUACCUAGAGAUAAUCUGUUUUGUCUCAUCAUUGAAAAAAGAAAAUAAAUCUUCCUGGAAAAUGUAUGAAUAAAAUAUAAUGAAAAGAAA
Molecule: messenger RNA, 3088 nt
Organism: Coregonus clupeaformis (lake whitefish)
Lineage: Eukaryota; Metazoa; Chordata; Actinopteri; Salmoniformes; Salmonidae
Product: ubiquilin-4
Exons: 11
Coding region: 78-1880 (600 amino acids)
Biological process (GO): ubiquitin-dependent protein catabolic process
Cellular component (GO): cytosol
Molecular function (GO): polyubiquitin modification-dependent protein binding
Source: RefSeq, a predicted model, not a curated record